This is a messenger RNA of Eucalyptus grandis, 1186 nucleotides long. Its product is annotated as peptidyl-prolyl cis-trans isomerase FKBP16-3, chloroplastic. NCBI's taxonomy places the organism in Eukaryota, Viridiplantae, Streptophyta, Magnoliopsida, Myrtales, Myrtaceae. The transcript has 8 exons. Gene Ontology annotation, molecular function: peptidyl-prolyl cis-trans isomerase activity. The record is from RefSeq and is a predicted model, not a curated record. The coding region runs from base 82 to 786 and encodes 234 amino acids.
AACAAAGUAGCGAGAAGAUAUCGUUAUCCAGAGAGGGAGGGACGUUACUCUUCUCAGUUUCUUUCCACAAAGGAAGGGAUUAUGGCCGCUUCCUCUGUUUCCUCUCUCUUCCUUCCUUCUCCUGCUCCUGGUUUGGAUAGUGGUAAAACAUCAUGUACAAGUUGCCAAAGCAAUGCUGGGAGAAGACUUGGAGGCCCAUUUGUGCGGUGUUCUGGUGCAGUACCCAAAGUUUCAAAUCUAGUGAAAUGCGAUGGGCAUCUAAGCUCACUCAAACGUCGGGAUGCAAUUGGAUUGCUGUGCGGACUAUCUAGUUUCUUCAUCAACUCAUUCAAUGUGAUUGGAGCUGGCUUACCACCAGAGGAAAAGCCCAAAUUAUGUGAUAGUACUUGUGAGAAAGAGCUUGAAAAUGUGCCAAUGGUAACCACAGAAUCUGGUCUGCAGUAUAAGGAUAUAAAAGUUGGCGAAGGCCCUAGUCCACCUAUUGGAUUCCAAGUAGCUGCUAAUUAUGUUGCUAUGGUUCCAUCUGGGCAAAUAUUUGACAGCUCAUUGGAGAAAGGCCAGCUUUAUAUAUUUCGUGUUGGCUCUGGUCAGGUGAUCAAGGGACUUGACGAAGGGUUACUCAGUAUGAAAAUUGGAGGGAAGCGUCGAUUGUACAUUCCUGGAUCAUUGGCAUUCCCAAAAGGUCUCACUUCAGCUCCAGGAAGGCCGAGGGUGGCUGCAAAUAGUCCUGUCAUCUUUGAUGUCAGUCUGGAAUACAUACCAGGACUCGAAGUUGAUGAAGAAUGAUAGAACCGAGAAUGAGAAUUGUAGUCAACUGCAUUUUUAUCAAGAAGGUACCUUUUUUGGCCGUGGACAGGCAAAGGUUGGCGGUAAAUAGAGUGACAUGUUAACUCUUGAGAUUUCAGCUCAUGUUCACAGAACUCAAGCCUAUUUUUCGUAGUUCCUUCUCAUGUUGAUGGCUGUGGAACUUAAAGUGCACUUAAAUUAUGUUUGGAAAAUUCAAACUUUUGAUAGAUAGUGUGUUAUACCAUUUGCUCGAUGAAGAGAAAACCUUUUGAAUCUUGUUUCGAAGGAUUUGGAUAUGUUUGACAUUUUGUGACUUUGGAUAUCACGCCAUGUGAAUUUGGCGACUCGCAAUGUCAAUUCUGAGUAGCACAUGAAAAUAAAUGUUCUUGUUUGCCCUAUC